Molecule: messenger RNA, 4895 nt
Organism: Varanus komodoensis (Komodo dragon)
Lineage: Eukaryota; Metazoa; Chordata; Lepidosauria; Squamata; Varanidae
Gene: FGF10
Product: fibroblast growth factor 10
Exons: 3
Coding region: 757-1479 (240 amino acids)
Biological process (GO): positive regulation of canonical Wnt signaling pathway; positive regulation of gene expression; positive regulation of epithelial cell migration
Cellular component (GO): cytoplasm
Molecular function (GO): growth factor activity; type 2 fibroblast growth factor receptor binding; chemoattractant activity
Source: RefSeq, a predicted model, not a curated record
CUGCGUUGCCGGCCUUUGGCGAGAACAAGGUGCAGGACUUCGAAGGGCUGGGCGUGCGUGCGGGACGGCACCCUCCAGUCUUCUCCGUUUGCUGCCGCGUUUGAUUCGGAUUUGAAGAAAAGCAAAGCAAGCCCUCCCUGCUCACCCUUUCCCCUGCUACAAGCGUUGCUGCUCAUUCGCCUGUCACCUCUCCCUCUCGCUUUCUUUUUCUUCUUUUCCUUCUUUUUUUCCUCCUCCGCCUCCUUCUAUUUCAGACUUUGCCUGCCUUUCUAAGAAAAUGGUGCAGACAAGAGUGAGGAAGAGAGCGAAAUAACCUCCCACGGCCACCCCACUGGGAGACGGUGUCCUGGGGUUAAAAACCAAGCAGAGCGAGAGAGACCGAGAAAGCGCGCAAGGAGAAUUCGCCAUCCAAGCGGCGGGCUCCGCUCGCCAGGGGAAAAGGCGAGCCGGCGAGCCUUUCUUGCAGGAUCCGCAGGAUUACUCCGAGGGGAGCAAAGCGGAGGGAAGCCGAGGAAGGGGGAGGAGGAGGAGGAGAAGGAAGAAGCCGAGGGAGAGGUGGGGGGAGGCAAGCGAGUCCUGGACGGCGUCGCCCCUGCGGCAUGGAAGUCGCUGCCCUCCCGCCAGGCCAGAUCGCAGCUCCGCGGGCCCUGAGCAGACCUCCGCACCGGCCGUCUCCGCGCCCCUCCCCGGUGGCCACCCGUCCAGUAUGUUUCUUUUCAUGAGGCAUCAUCUCCCAGCGCCCAGAGCUUCAGGACAAUGUGCAAAUGGAGACUGACACGGAGUGCCUCCGCCUGCGCCCACCUGCCCUCCUCCUCCUCCCCGCGCUCCUCCGCCUCCUCCUCGCCCUCCGGCCGGGGCCGCUGCCGCUGCCGCUGCCUGCCCCUGCUGCUCCUCUUCGUCAUGUCGUCGCUGGCCGCCCCCCGCCAGGAGCACGGCCGGGACCUGCCGCUCCUGGAGGCCACCAACGCCUCCUCGGCCGCCGCCGCCGCCGCCGCCGCCUCCUCCUUUCCCGCCAGCGCGGGCAGACACGUGCGGAGCUACGAUCACCUCCGCGGAGACGUGCGCUGGAGGAAGCUCUAUUCCCACAACAAGUUCUUCCUCCAGAUCGGCCAGGACGGCAGCGUCAAAGGCACCAAGAAGGAUAACUGCCCGUACAGCAUAUUGGCAAUUACAUCUGUGGAAAUUGGAGUUGUGGCAGUCAAAUCCAUUAACAGCAACUAUUAUUUAGCCAUGAACAAAAAUGGAAAAGUCUACGGAUCCAGAGAGUUUAACAAUGACUGUAAACUGAAGGAGAGAAUAGAAGAAAAUGGAUACAAUACGUAUGCAUCAUCCUUUUGGAAAAGUAACGGAAGGCAAAUGUUUGUGGCCUUGAACGGAAGAGGAAACCCCAGGAAAGGAUACAAAACCAGGAGGAAAAACACCACAGCUCAUUUUCUCCCAAUUGUAGUCGAGCCUCAGAUGAAGGACCUGUUCUAUUGAUAGCAGUUGAACCAAAGAUCAUUUGUCAGGAAUACUUGGUAAUCCUCUUGAAGAGGAAGGGCAGAAACAGUGCAGACAUCUGCUUGAUUGAAAAGAGGGGGUAAGCCUUUGAAGGUUUUGUACUGUCUGCUGGCACAUGAAGUACUUCUAAUUAGUUCUGUGUCAUAUCUUAUAAUCAAGACACAAGAUGGAUCAAAUGAGAUGGGAGCGCUUUCCAGUGUGAACAAAUUAUUAUUAUUUUUAUAUUUUAUCUUGCUGGUAGAACUUAAAGGACAGGAGACAAUGUAUGGAAUGAUGUUCGGCGAAAGUUAUUUAUGGAAUACUAACUCAUAUCAAAGACCUUCAUUGCUCAUUCAAGCCUAAUGAUCCAAUGAACAGUUGGGCACGCAAACAUUUACUGGAAGCACAUGGAUCAUGUGCAGAAAUAAAGAAGAUUCUGGAAUGGUCUCAUGGAAGAAAUGAAUAGGAUUAAGAAAUAUAAGCACAUUAGAGUAAAACUGUUCUAACAAAAUAAAUAGUAUGAUUCCUACCCCCUUGUAUGCUAACGCCAUGCCUUUGUUUUUCUCCCUAAGUUAUUUAUUUAAUAGGAUGUUAAAUAUCUUUCUUCUCCAUUUUGUGUGUGUGUGGGGGGGCAUUUUUGUUUGAAGGAUUUUCUCAGAUGCUUCCUGUUUUGUAAUUAUUCUUUUAUUUUUCUCAGUAUUUUAUACAAGAUUGACCAAAUCAGAUGUUGAAGUCUCACACAGACAUCAAAAAGCAGAGAAUGCAUAAGGUUUAAAGAACAUAAGGCUGUGAUUUGUGUAAAAUCUUGUCCCCUCCCCCCCUUUCCCCCUCUUGAAACUGGGAUUCUUUUAAAAAAAUUUUUUGCACUUAAAAUCAAUAGGAUCAGAUAUGCAUGGGGAUUUCAACAUGAACUGUGACUUGCUUUAUCAGCAUUCUUGAUGGCCUUUCCCCACACACACAGGAAUAAACUUCCCAUGAUGCAUCAUCUGAAAAGUCUUGCUGCUGUUUUGAUAUGGACAGAGUUGAACUGAUACUCAAAUGUGUGGUCAUCUCCAGCUUAUUUCAGUUAAAUGCAACAAACCCAUGCUUCCAAGCGUAUCUUAUACUGGUGGGAUCAUAUUGUUUCAGAACAAAGCUGAAUUAAAUCUGCAGUGUUAACAUGAAUGCUCCACCACCACCUGCUAAGUAAGACCCAAAAGAACUAAAUGCUUCCAUUUUUCUGAUUCUGGUCAAAUAACUUCAAAUUAGCUAUGGCGUAUUUCAAUUUGUGUUGAAAACUGUAACCUUGACCUGAAAACCCUUUAGCUUUAAUUUGCAACAAUUUCAAGUGUUACAUAGGAGCUGAGGGAAUGAUUUCCCCAAACGUUGGCCUAUACAUCUUUCAAAUAAAUAAAUAAGAAUAAAAUUAUAUUCCACUGUCACAUCCAGACCUGGAACUUUUACAUUUCCACCUGGACAAAUGUAUGUGUUUCCUAUUGGGUCCAGCUUACAAGUCUCACUGUGGAGAACAUAAGUACAUCCCCACAAAGAACACACGUCUGGAUACACCCUAUAUAGUGUCCCUAUAUAGUGUUUGGGAAUUCCCUAAAGCUCUUCAUAGUAACAGCUCAGGCUGAAGUACAAGUACCAUUGUUGCUACAUGGCAGACUUGGCACUAGAUUGCACUACAACCCUACAGUUACAACUGAGAACAUUUGCAGAAGAUACUGGACUGGGCUAAGCAUCAGAUACAUGUAUUUCCCAUCGCACGAGCACAUUGAACAACAAACGCAUGCUUGCACCCGUCAGAGCUAAAGAUGUCUGGGGAGUGGUCAGCCGACAAAGUUUUGAUGCAAAAUGAGCAACACCUUCUAAAAACACCAGGGUUCUACUAGCUAAAGCAAGGGUUGUUUUUCUGCUAAAGCAGCACUAGCUGGAAGUCUUAGUUUUGCUUCUCAGACAGGAUAAAGCAAGAGUACUCUAUCUGCUUUAUACCUUUGGAAUGUUUUAUCUUUUCCCCUAUUUCACUGGAAAGGAUUUUUGUAAUUUAAAAAAAAAACACGAUAGCAAUAUAAUGUACACUACACAGAUGGGAGUUCUAUAAUCUGAUAAGAGACAGUGCCUGCUCCAUUUUGCUUAACUGAUUAUGCCUUAACAUGAAGGAAUGGCAAAGCUUAUUCUCAGCUGUUUCAGAAAUAAACAGAAUAGUGAAAUCACAUGUAGUUUAUAUAAACAGCAGAUCAUGUAAUAAAACUAUUCCUGGACAGUAGUAGGGAUGGGAAACAAGUUCAUUCAAUGUUUUCAAUUCAUUCAUACAGAAACCAAAAACUUGAUUAUCCUUUGAGAUUUUCACAUCUUUGCAAUCGACUUCUCCAGUCAAAGAAUAAAUCCAAACAUGUAUAUUAAAGUAAUGUACAUACUUAUCAGUGAAAAUAGCAAUCACAACACAUGAUAUCAAGAAAAAGUGUUCCUAUUAGGCAAAAUCACAUUUAAAAUACAUGUAUCAGGAAUAAAGCAGAGAAGUUUUCAUACAAAUUUCCACGCAAUUUUUAGACUUAUAUAUUUUUAAGUAUUUGAUCACACUGAACUUAAAACUCAAAAAUGGGACACUGAAAAUGCUUCUUCUGUGGAAUUCAGACUAUAUGUGAGCACUUGCCAGCAUUUAAAAAAAAAUUCUGUUUAGAAAAUUCUAAAUGCCAGGGAGACAGGUUCUGCCUACAAUCACCCCUCUUGGCUUUUAAUGCACAGGGGUUGUUUGCUUUUUUCCAUAGGAGAGUGUUCAGACAAGCAAUUUCCUAUCUAUGGUCUGAGGCAGAAGAGUCCGGAAACAGUUUUACAACAUGAUCUGCUGUCCGUGUAAAGUUAGGCAUGAGGCCCAGUAGAAACGAAACGAUGCCUUCUGUCUUCCUGAGAUGAAUGUUUUAUGACCCCCUCACAGGCAAGGUAGACACGCUCUGCCGUGCCGUCAUGGCUCACUCCAGCUCUAUCUAGAAUAAUCACACUGGAGGAACAGAUGUACUCUGAAGUCAGUGGCUUGAGGUUCACAGCCACUAUUACUCUUUUGUGUAUAUAACCUUCGAGAGCCAAUCUAAAAGCAACAUCUUUCUUCAUUUAUCACAGUAUAUACAAUGGCUCCAAAAUGCAAUAUUGGCACAUUUUAAAGAGAGCGCUCCUAUUUUCACAGCUUACACUGAAUAAAUGCAGUCUUAAGUUAAACAUACUAUCAACUUUGUUCAAUCUGAAGGAAGAAAACCUAUAUUGUUUUUGUUUUGCUUUUUUUCCUCUUUAACAUUAGAAAGCUGUGGAUAGUUCAUCAGUAUAACCAUAAUGAGAUUCAUUUUGUUAGCGCAAGUUAAGUAGAAAACUGUACAUCAAACCAACAUGUACCACUCUCUUCACAUUGUAUUCCACUAAAUAAAUAAAUAAAUGAGUAUGUC